AUGGCAGUGGCAUCGUUCUCUGCCAAGAUUGCAUUUGUCUUGGCCGUGUCACCGUCUUCGUCUUUCUCGCCGCCUUGUAAUGUGGUCGGGCCCAGGAUUCCGGUGGAGAUCGUGUGCUUGCCAGUUCACCUGGUGAAGAGGUCUGGUUUGGAUGUCAUUGUGCCAACCGUUUUUGUUGCUUCGGUUGUGGCCGGGUCUGCAUGCAUGAUUCGAGCCGUGGGCUU
This is a messenger RNA of Ilex paraguariensis (yerba mate), 224 nucleotides long. The record is from the annotation of a GenBank genome assembly. Lineage: Eukaryota; Viridiplantae; Streptophyta; Magnoliopsida; Aquifoliales; Aquifoliaceae.